Zingiber officinale is the source of this 912-nucleotide messenger RNA. RefSeq lists its product as uncharacterized. Lineage: Eukaryota; Viridiplantae; Streptophyta; Magnoliopsida; Zingiberales; Zingiberaceae. The record is from RefSeq and is a predicted model, not a curated record. Bases 1 to 912 code for a protein of 303 amino acids. The transcript has 3 exons.
AUGAAUUGUGAAGCUUUGAUGAAUCAAGAUGAGCACAUCCAAUCAAUUUUGCACAAACAGUCAAAGCAAAUGCGAAGUGAUUAUCGUAUCCGUCUCACUGCUUCGAUUGAUUGUAUUAGAGUUCUGUUACGACAAGGGAAUUCAUUUCGGGGUCAUGAUGAGACUGAACGUUCUCUUAAUUCGGAUAACUUUCUUAUUCAACUGGAGUUUUUAGGUGCUCAUAAUAAAGAGAUUAAUGAUGUGAUAUUGAAAAAUGCUCCUAAAAAUUGUAAGUUAACAUCACCGAAUAUUCAGAAGGAUAUAGUAAGGGCUUGUGCAACUGAAACAAUUAAUGUUAUUAUCAAAGAUAUUGGUAAUUCAUUAUUCUCUAUUUUAGUUGAUGAAUCUCGUGAUGUGUUAAUGAAGGAGCAAAUGUCAGUUGUUUUACGCUAUGUGGAUAGUAGUGGGCAUAUAAAUGAGCGUUUUAUUGGAAUUGAACAUAUUACUAGUACUAUAACACUCUCACUUAAAGCUCUUCAACUAGCUCUUAUAGCUGUGGCCAAGAAAAAUCUUCCGAUUUCUAAUUUCUUUCGUAUUGUUGGUGAUGUGGUAAAUGUUGUUGGAUCAUCCUGCAAACGUUAUGAUCUUCUUAAGGAGAAACAUUCAGAUUUUAUUGUUGAGGCACUAGAGAGGGGUGAAAUUUCAAGUGGUCGAGGGCUUAAUCAAGAAACUACCCUUCAACGUGCUGGGGAUACACGGGGGUCACAUUACAAUUCUUUGAACAGUUUGAUUUCUAUGUUCUCUGCUGUCAGUGAUGUGCUUGAAAUGAUUUCAGAAGAUGAUUCCAAUUUCAUCAAUGUGGAUGAUGUUGGCUUGAUGCUUGAAAAUUAUGAACAACUUUUGAGUGCAUCUUAUAACCAAGAAUCUAUUUGA